GCCCGUUAAGCGAAAGCUUCUGUUCCACCCAGGACCGUAUGAACAAUUUGAGCCAUUUAGUGUUGAAUACCUAUAAAAUCAUGUAUUUUAAAGAUAUUCAAGACAUCAAAAACUACUUGAGAUAUAAUAUUUUCAUAAUUAUAUUUGACAAGAUAUUCAUAGAUAUUUUAAAAGAUUUAAAUGGGGAUUGAACUAUAUUGCGCAGAGUUUGUAGGUAGUGUUACGAAUCAUCAUUGGUUGUUCAUGUUAUGUUGAACAUUUUGUCAUUAGUGGACUAAAUGUUUUUGUAAUCUAGAAAUUUAUUGUCAUUUCCAAAUAUAUAUAAUUUAUGAGUCACAAAUCCAUAAACCAUCAGCGGUCAACUUAAGUGUCUUUCUAAUGCUACUCUCUAGAGAAGGAUUUCAUUUUUUUGUGAAGAUUUUACUUCAAUAUUAGCUCAUCUCCAAACUUACUCUAUGUUUCUCUGUCCAUAGAACGUUUCUGCUUUGUUAUCGCGAUUGAAGUUGCGAGCGGAGUUAGUUCGACGCUGACAUAGGACUACAAUAUAUUUGUAUUGUGUUAAGUUUAAUGACUAUGUAUGUGGGGUGUCUUUUAUGAAGCUUGCUAUCUAGACUUUAUUGUGCUUAUUUUCUAGGAGUGUAAAUAAAUCAAACUACUGAGAUCAUGAAUUUUGUGCUUAUGCCUAACGAAUAUGGUUCUUGUCGACGGCUGACAAUUAUUCACACUGGUUUAAAUCUUUGCUUAUCAUUUGAGUCUAGUAGUGCCUUUAUCUCAUGUUGGUUUUCUGAACAACGAAAUCCUCACGUCGUUAGUUUUUCUUACAAAGUAGUCCUGUGUCGGUCCAUUUAUGCUAUGUCUUUGCAACGCCAAAAGAUCUGAUGGUAUAAUUACAAACAGGAAAUGUUUGUAUCGUCGCUAUUGUUAAAUGAAAUUGAUGUCAUCAAUUUCUCCCAAUCUGUUCGUGUACGGCUGCUACUAGGCUUUUGUUUAAGUUUAAGACAUUUGUGUUUCUCACUAAAGGGUCGGUUUUCAACUCAUAUCAUCUGAAGGUUAAUAUAUCACAGCUAAUAAUACUCAUGCGACCCAUUCUUUCUGUUAGUAAUUUUCAAGUUAUUGCCGUAGCUUACUAUAAAUAUGUCAUAUUUCAACUAUUUUCAAAGAACAGCGUACGUUAUUGUAUUCUUACAAUUUGAUGCAUGUCCCAACAAUAUUUAUCAGAUGCUGUUUUAACUUAUUUAUUAUUUUUAAACGGUAUCAUCUUGUUUUGUCUUAACUGCAGUGAAAAGUUAUUUCAUCACACCACUUAGCAUAGACUAAUUGGAUUUUAUUUACCCAUAUCUUCAGAUCAUUGGUUCAUAAACGACAAGUGGAUAUAUUUUUGGUGCUGAUAAAUCCGUUCGUUAGUAAAUGUAUACUAAAUUCUUAACUUACUCUCGUCUCCGGCUAGUCCAUCAGCGUUAGAAGCAACUGAGAGUAUUAGAAUGCUGUACUGUUUCUUCCAUGUUUUUAACAUGCGUACAGAAACUCGUAAGUGGAUGGUUACACAUAAUUUACUCAAACGUCGUGAUGCAUUUAGAAAUAUGAAUUUCUCUUUGAUAAUCACUUUUAAGGGAUAGAUCGUUUGUCAGUUGAUUAACUUACUGACUUAUAUUGGGCAGGUGACAGUUCCGUUUAGUGGAAAUGCUGAUAGAAUGUAGUCUUUUGAUCGCCUUGACCAUCAAUUCAGUAUAUAUGAAAUACAUCCCUCUGGAUGUAUAAUUUUGUUUCAAAACUGGUCUACGUCAACAUCGAAUGAUAGGGAGUAAAGUAGUUGAGCGAAUCAACCAAUUCACUUAUCUUGGUAGCCUCAUAAACUGUUUUGUAUUAGUGUGUGGUAAAAUCCUAGCACGGAUCCAAAGGUUUUUAUCGGUCUUUACUGGCUUAAGUCACUUUUAGCAUAAGCGAGAUUUGUUCGCCAACCAAAGACAGAGUAUAAUACACUGCAGCUUGUUCAAUUCUACGAAAAAAAAAUGCAUCACCAUCUUUUUUUCAUUUCCAUACUCCAUUUUUACUCCCCGUGAUGUUGAACAUCGUAGCGGCUUACGUGUUUACUUAAUUACUUCAGGUAUGGUUUCCUGUUUUUGUCACACCAAAGUUUCUUUAUGUAUAUUUGUAGAGUAUACUACGGGUUUUUUUCUGUUUUGUACAUACUAUUCCUUUCCCUCUAGAUUGGACAGUAAAGUCAUGCAGUCAUUUAGGUGUAUACUCACGAAAGGGAUUCCAUUGCAAAUUGCCUAUCGAUAUCGAAGUUAUGGUAUCAGAUUAAAAAGUUUUGAUCCACCUUAUUUGUCUGUCAAACCACCUAUUCAUAUUUAUCAAAGUGUGCAGUUUGAUGUAAGAGGACAUAACUACGUGCAGCUAGAGAAGUUCACUUCAUACAUUCACAAGUUUUUCAUCAAUUGUGGUUAUGAAGUUGAAAAUUUUCCACUGCCUCCCAGCAAGAAGCUCUAUCGACUGUAUCAUACUAAUUCGACAAAUAUCCGGUCAGAUUUCGAAAUAUCUGAAUUUCGAAGAAUAUAUAGAAUAUCGGGUGUGAGAGCUGUUCAGUUACCAAUAUUAUUAGAUCUGAUCUACCAGAAUUUAUCUUCAGGGAUUAACAUUCAUAUCGGAAAGACGGAUACUUCCUUAGAUGAAAAUCGUUUCGUUCCACAACUUGAAAAAGAAGCAUUGGAAAAGGAACUGUCGAAACUCAAAUUUUAAAAAUUUCCUGAUUUUUGGCAUUUUGUACACAAAUUCAACUAGUUUUUAAGCAUUGACAUUUCUGUUUAUUGUUCUAUUCGAUCGAGAUCUUAAGGUACAUAAAAAGCUUCCAUGUCAGGAAUUCGAUUAUGGUGAAAAAUGUCCGUAUAAAUAAGGCGUAAAAUAUCCAUCUAUCAUUAAUACUUUUCCAUAAUUCUCAUGUAAUAAAGAGUAACUUUUGAGUUCAUCUCCCUAAAUCUUUUAUUACAUUUUGCAAGUAACGAUUAAGCGUUGAUUCACUGUAUGAUUACAUUACUAUAUUUCCUAACUUAAGCAAUAGAAGCCAUUCAUAUAUUCAUCUUUAACAUAUGCUGUUAGUAAGAAGCGAAUAAUAAACCACCAAUUUAGUUAUAUUUGCUCAUCAAAGUAGUUUAUUUAGUUGAUAUUAUAAAUUGUAUAUGUACAUUAAGUUGUUAAUUAUGUAACGUUAAGUAUUAUUCAGUUCAUUGUAUUCACACACGACUAGUGAUUAGAUAGGUAAAUCAGAUAUCAUUUGGUGUAUAUAUAGUUUUGCAUUUAUUUUUGAUGGAUAAUAAAGUUUUUAUCUUUGG
Messenger RNA from Schistosoma haematobium, 3329 nucleotides. RefSeq names its product 39S ribosomal protein L48, mitochondrial. Bases 2107 to 2739 code for a protein of 210 amino acids. The transcript has 6 exons. The record is from RefSeq and is a predicted model, not a curated record. Lineage: Eukaryota; Metazoa; Platyhelminthes; Trematoda; Strigeidida; Schistosomatidae. Gene Ontology annotation, cellular component: mitochondrial ribosome.